AUGACAACUGAGAAAGUACCUGAAACUUCGUCCACCUCCAAGAACGAUGCCGAAGUCUUCCAACUUGAAGCACUUUCUACAAUAUACCAGAAAUCCCUGAUGCUAAGAGCAGGUGUAUAUGAUGAAGUCAAAAGGCAUCUUCUAGAUAUCACACUUGCGAAUUUUAUAGAUGAUUCUGGAGGUCAAUUUCUCAAAUUUCGUUAA
Messenger RNA from Diversispora eburnea, 204 nucleotides. The record is from the annotation of a GenBank genome assembly. Lineage: Eukaryota; Fungi; Glomeromycota; Glomeromycetes; Diversisporales; Diversisporaceae.